UGGUUUCGGUCUGGUUUACGUUACGUGCGGGCGGCGGAAUAGCUUAUCUAGGCCUAGUCGUUCUUAUUCUAUAAUUAAUUGUUAAAAAUAGAAGAUUGAAGAUUUGUAGUAACGAUAUUUCCAGAAAUUCCUGCAUUGAGUUUAAUUACUGUGAGUUCUUUGCGAAGGUUAAUGAAACAGGACACAUCUAGAUCAAAUAUGGGUGGACCUCAUGGAAUAGAAGAAUCGGGAAUUGAACCUUCCUCGGACAAUGAAGAUGAAUAUGACAACCAGGAUGAUCCAAUGGGCGACGAUUACAGAGACGACGAGGAUGAAGAUUAUUUUGACGACUAUCGUCCUCCUCCAAAUAAAAGAGGCAGAGGUGGUGGAAUGUAUAGGGGUGGUGGAAGAGGUGGUGGGAGAGGAGGACAACACAUGGACUUCAGCCCAAGAGGUCAAGGACAAGGCCCCAGAGGUGGGCCACAAGGCCCCCAUGGACCACAUGGUGGUGGCCCUAGAUUCCGUGGAAGAGGCGGCUAUGGGCCCAGGGGGCCACCACCACCAGGCUACCGUGGAGGACCUCCCGGACCACACUAUGGAGGACCCAGAGGCCCAAGGUUUAGAGGUGGGCCUCCUCCAAAUUGGGAUCCAAACUGGGGGGGUCCAGGACCAAUGCAAGGACACGGUGGCCCCAACUAUGGAGGGCCUCCUCCUCCACCGCAUCACAUGAUGGGGGGACCUCCUCCAGGAGGCAUGGGGCCGCCACCCCACAUGAUGGGAGGACCUGGUGGACCCAUGGGCAUGCCUCCACCGUUUGGCCCACCUCCAGGUAUGGGUGGUCCUCCUCCAUUAGGGUCCGGACCUCCUCCAAUGAUGCAGCCUAACCAAAUGGGUGGGAUGCCUCCACAAAUGAAUGGACCGCCGGCCAUGCCAAAUGGACCUCCAAUGAACAUGCCACCUCCAGGAAUGCCACCUCCAGGCAGUAUGCCUCCUACUAAUGUUCCUCCACCCUCCGCCUCCACCACCACAGCUGGGGGUGCUUCAGCGACCGGCCUGCCUCUGGACUUCACUGGCGAGAUAUGGGUCGAGACCAAAGCAUCUGAGGGCAAAUCUUAUUACUAUAAUGCCAGGACACGAGAGACUACUUGGACCAAACCGGAAGGAAAUGUUAAAAUUCUUCUGCAAGAACAGGUUGAAGCUAUGGCUCAGGCUGCUGGUGUUGGACAAAGUCAGACAAACACAACACAAGAGACCAACACUGCGGACAAUGAAGACAAUAGCAAUGACGAUGCCACCUCUACUGCUGCUACCACCUCCACCACUACAAGUAGUACAAGUGUAACAAGUUCAUCAACUUCAGUAACCAGUACAGCUGCUAGUGCAACAACAGUAUCCUCAUCAAUGCCUGCGUCUGCAGCCCCAGUCAUGGGACCCAUGAUGGGUGGCCCACCACCAUUAGGCGGACCAAUGGGAAUGGGCAUGAUGGGUAUGGGAGGUAUGCCUAACACAAUGCAGCCUCCACCUGGUAUGAUGGGAGGUCCCCCUCCUGGUAUGUACGGAGGUCCUCCUGGUCCAUUCGGAGGUGGGCCGCCAUUUGGUAUGCCUCCGCCAGGGUUUCCACCAGGUGGUUUUGGAGGGUUUCCUCAAGGUCCGUGGGGGAUGCCUCCCCAAGGCAUGAUGCCUGGAGCCCAGCAGCCAGUGAUGGCCCCUCAGUCCAUGGUCCCUGCCCCUGUGGCAGCUGUCUCAGCUCCGGGGCAGGUUGACGAAGCUUCCCCUCAGAUUGAUCCAGAAAUAGUAGCUAAAGCAGCCGAGUGGACAGAACAUCGGGCUCCAGAUGGCAAGUUUUACUACUACAACGCUAAACUGGGAGAAAGUGUUUGGCAAAAACCUCAAGCACUCAAGGAUUUAGAAACUGCCAAGUUGGCCGCAGCGCAGGGUGUGUCCACAGUACCAUCGUCUGGUGUUAUCUCAGCAGCUGCUACCACCAAGACUGCCACAGCCAAGACUGCUGCAGAUGAUGAUGGCUCCUCUAGUGAUGGGGACAAGUCACCCCAACCUCAUGCUGUCAAUGGUUCCAUUAAAGAGAGUGAUGAAGAGGUAGAGAAAAAGAAAUUGGAACUAGCAGAGAAAAACAAAAAGGAGGCAGAUAUCAGUGCUCAAGAAGAACAGGUGAAAAAGAAAAAAGACGAUGAAGAAGAGAAAGCAAAGGAAAUGCAAAAAGCACAAGAUAAAUCUAAGCCUGUUUCUAGUACUCCUGUGCCAGGGACUCCUUGGUGCGUGGUGUGGACGGGUGAUGGCAGAGUGUUCUUCUACAAUCCGUCAUCUCGCACUUCGGUGUGGGAGAGGCCGGAGGAGCUGGUGGGACGUGUGGAUGUAGACAAGAUGGUAGCUAGUCCCCCAGACUCUGCUCAGGCCCCCGAUACACCAGCAGCGACCAAGCGGGAAAACUCUAGCGACACAGAGGCCUCAGCCGCCAAGAAACAGAAAAUGGACAACACUAAGGUGGACUUAAACAUAUCAGCCUCUACUGAGCCAAAGGAAGAAAAGAAACAGAUAGACAUUGGUAAAGAGGCAGCCAUGGAGGCUGAGGUGAGGGCAGCACGUGAGCGAGCCAUCGUGCCUCUGGAGAUCCGUAUCAAGUCUUUCCGUGAGAUGUUGGCUGAGAAAGAGGUGUCGGCGUUCAGCACUUGGGAGAAGGAGCUUCACAAGAUAGUAUUCGACCCCCGCUACCUGUUACUGACGUCCAAGGAGCGCAAGCAGGUGUUUGACAAGUACGUGAAGGAGCGAGCCGAGGAGGAGCGGAGAGAGAAGCGCAAUAAGCUCAAGGAACGUAAGGACGAAUACAGAAAGUUGAUGGAGGAAGCCAACUUGCAUGGAAAGUCUUCUUUUGGAGACUUUGCUCAAAAAUUUGGCAAAGACGAGCGUUUCAAAAAUAUAGAGAAAAUGAGGGAAAGAGAAAGCCUUUUCAACGAAUACCUACUUGAAGUGCGAAAGAGAGAAAAGGAAGAGAAGAACAUGCGUAGAGAACAGAUGAAACGGGACUUCUUUAGUUUGUUGCGAGAGCAUACAGAAAUAGACAGACACUCUCGCUGGAGUGAUGCCAAGAAACGUGUGGACUCAGACCCUCGGUACAAGGCAGUGGACUCCAGCAAUACUAGGGAGGACUACUUCAGAGAGUACCAGAAAAUAUUGAAAGAUGAACGCAAGAGAGAAAAAGAGAAGGAUAGAGAACGUCGAGACAAAGAGAGGAAAGAGAGAGGUGACAAGGACAAGGAUAAAGAGAAAGAUAAAGCGGAAAAUGAGAGUGAGCAAGAAAAUGCAGAAUCAGAAGGUGAGCAGGAAAAAGAGAAGGCUGCUGAGAAGGCAGCUCGGGUGGAGGCUUCACUGAGGGAGAGAGAGAAGGAGGUACAACGGACACUGGCUGUGCAUCUCCGAGACAGGGACAAUGAGAGAGAGCAGCACAAGCAUGAUGAAGCUGUGCAGCACUUCAAUGCACUACUGGCUGAUCUGGUACGGAAUUCGGAGCUGGUAUGGAGAGAGGCUAAAAGACAACUUCGGAAAGACCAUCGCUGGGAACUAGCGGAACUCCUUGAUAGAGAAGAGAAAGAGAAACUGUUUAAUGAACACAUAGAACAGUUGUCUAAAAAGAAGAAGGAGAAAUUUAGAGAGUUGUUAAAUGAAACAGCGGAUGUUACCUUAUCAAGCUCGUGGAAAGAAGUUCGCAAACAGAUAAAAGAUGACCCUAGAUACACCAAGUUCUCUUCUAGUGAAAAGAAAUGUGAACGAGAAUUCAAAGAAUACAUCAAGGAUAAAAUGGUUGCUGCAAAAGCAGAUAUUAGAGAACUUCUACAGGAGACAAAGCUGAUUACCCAUAAAACGCUGUCCCUUGUGAAAGAGAACGAUUCGUCAUUAAAGGAAAUAGAAGAGAUCCUGAAGAAAGACAAGAGAUAUCUGGAGCUAGAUCACAUUCCUGAGGAGAGACAUGAACUGGUGAUGGCUUACUUGGAGGAUCUGGAGAAACGUGGACCUCCACCUCCACCCACAGCAUCAGAGCCCUCACGCCGCACCACCAAGUAGAAUAAACUUUCAAUGAACUCAUGAAGCCUGAUGACCAGCCACUCAAGAAUGUUUUGUUAAAAUAACAUAUAUUUAAAUUUAUAUAACUAAUAUUUGUAUAAGCAUGAUGAAAUACAAAUAUUUUAUAUCUUUUAAGACUCUGAUUGAAAUCAGAGAUUUUAGUUGAAAGUUCUGUUCCAAGGUUAUAUUACCUUACCCAAUUUAGUUAUGUCGACAUUUUACCUUUUAGUGUCUGUUUUAAGUUUGAUAAACUGUAUAGUUUAGAUUUCUGUAUUAGUUGGUACACUUGUAUAUUGAUUGUCAUGUAUUUAGAAUGCUACUGUUGUAAAGAAGACAUUUUCUUAUAGAACCAGAUCUUUUAAUAAAAUGAAACUAGUUAUGAUUCA
This is a messenger RNA of Macrosteles quadrilineatus (aster leafhopper), 4442 nucleotides long. Its product is annotated as transcription elongation regulator 1. The record is from RefSeq and is a predicted model, not a curated record. Gene Ontology annotation, molecular function: RNA polymerase binding; transcription coregulator activity. The transcript is spliced from 21 exons. Gene Ontology annotation, cellular component: nucleus. The coding region runs from base 172 to 4056 and encodes 1294 amino acids. Lineage: Eukaryota; Metazoa; Arthropoda; Insecta; Hemiptera; Cicadellidae.